GCCCCAGAGGCCUCGGCUUCCUGGGGCCUGGGCUGAUCGCGCCUUCUGCCCUAGCCCUUGACUGGUCGGGGCCUCAUGGAGCCCCCGGGGGCGGCCCGGCCCAGCCCGGAGCUCGUGUAUCAGCUGGCCGGGGCCCUGGGCACCGAGCUGCAGGGGCUCGCUAGCCGCUUCGGGCACGAAGCGGUGGCCCGGCUGGUGCCCUAUGUGGUGCGGGCGCUGGAGCUGCUAGAGGGCGCGGCAGUGGCAGGGACGCCCCUCGAGCCCGAGGAGGAGGAAGAGAAAGGGGAGGGAGCGGGGGGAUGGGCCCCGAGGAGCCCCCCGCGAGAGCUGGGGGACGAGAACGAGCAGCUCCGCGGGCGGCUGCGGGACGGUCCACGGGAGGAGCGGCUCCUGCUGCGGCAGCUGAAGCAAGUGACCGACCGGCAACGAGACCAGAUCCGCGCGCAGAGCCGGGAGCUACAGCUGAGGGUGCAGGAGGCGGAGGCGUUGCAGGAACAGCUGCAGAGACUUCUGCGGGUGAACGGGGAGCUCCGGUGCAAGCUGGCUGCCGUGCAGGCCCAGCUGCGGGCGGCGCUUCAGAGGGCAGCCGACGCGGAGGAAGUCCCAGCUCAGACUGGGGCACAGGAGGCGCCCGAGGCUGUUUCCCGUCUGUCCGACGCUGAGCCUCUGGGCCAGGGGAAGCCCGAUGGCUUCAGCAGAGAGGAGGUCAGCCAGAUCCUGCAGGAGCGGAAUGAGCUCAAAGCCAACGUGUUCCUACUGCAGGAAGAGCUGAAUUAUUACCAUCGGGAGCUGCUUACUGACCAGCGGAUCCCCAGGCUCCUGCUUAAUGCUAUGAAAUUGACUGUGAAGAAACAACGGAGAAAGAUCAAGGCUAAGAUGCUGGGGACCACUGACGAGCCAGGGAGCAGUGACAGUGGUGACAAUGACGAAGAUGACGAUGAAGCCUCCUGGCUACCACCCUCUGUUGUGGAUGGAGCAAGCCCACCUGCGCCCCCUGAAUCCCGAAUCAGGAGUUUCUUCAGCCUUUGGUAUCGGGGAAUCUCAGAGCCCUCUGCAGAACUCCCACAAACUGGAGACCCCACCUGCUCCCAGGGAGAGCUGAGGGUGGAAGAAAAGGAGCCACCACCACCACCCUCCGAGCCCUUGGAGGGACCCCAUGACCACCCAGCUUGACCAAGCCCUGGCUCAGUCCUUUCAAUAAACAUCAUAGAAUGUUGUAGCUAGGCCCCUUGGAUGCCUGGCAUGUAGCAGGUGCCUAAUAAAUGCUGUUGACUGAC
Molecule: messenger RNA, 1277 nt
Organism: Trichosurus vulpecula (common brushtail)
Lineage: Eukaryota; Metazoa; Chordata; Mammalia; Diprotodontia; Phalangeridae
Gene: RILP
Product: Rab interacting lysosomal protein
Exons: 7
Coding region: 76-1173 (365 amino acids)
Biological process (GO): cilium assembly
Cellular component (GO): ciliary basal body; cytoplasm
Molecular function (GO): protein dimerization activity
Source: RefSeq, a predicted model, not a curated record